Messenger RNA from Schizosaccharomyces cryophilus OY26, 3277 nucleotides. Its product is annotated as N-acetyltransferase Nat10. Lineage: Eukaryota; Fungi; Ascomycota; Schizosaccharomycetes; Schizosaccharomycetales; Schizosaccharomycetaceae. Gene Ontology annotation, biological process: rRNA acetylation involved in maturation of SSU-rRNA. Gene Ontology annotation, cellular component: 90S preribosome; nucleolus. The coding region runs from base 70 to 3171 and encodes 1033 amino acids. The record is from RefSeq and is a predicted model, not a curated record. Gene Ontology annotation, molecular function: tRNA binding; 18S rRNA cytidine N-acetyltransferase activity; ATP binding. The transcript has 3 exons.
CUUUCGUUUUUUAUCUUCAGAAAGGCAAAAUAGAACUUGGCAGCAGCCAGAAACGUUAAACUACCAGGAAUGCCAAAAAAAGCUCUCGAUUCUCGUAUUCCAGCACUUAUAAAGAAUGGCUGUCAGGAAAAACAACGAAGUUUUUUCGUUGUUGUCGGUGACAAAGCUCGAGAUCAGGUUGUAAAUCUUCAUUGGUUACUAUCUCAGUCGAAGGUUGCAGCUCGUCCCAAUGUACUUUGGAUGUAUAAAAAAGAUUUAUUGGGAUUUACUAGUCACCGUAAGAAACGAGAGAAUAAAAUCAAGAAAGAAGUCAAGAGGGGAAUCCGUGAUCCUAAUUCGGAGGAUCCUUUUGAGCUUUUCUGCAGUAUCACCAAUAUCCGUUAUUGUUACUACAAGGAAUCUGAAAAAAUUUUGGGUACUACUUAUGGAAUGUUGGUUUUGCAAGAUUUUGAGGCAUUGACUCCUAAUAUCCUUGCACGCACAAUUGAGACCAUUGAAGGAGGUGGUGUUGUUGUUCUCUUGCUUCAUAAAAUUAAUUCGUUGAAGCAGCUUUAUACCAUGUCUAUGGAUAUUCACUCUCGUUACAGAACUGAAGCGCACAGUGACGUGACCGCUAGAUUCAAUGAGAGAUUUAUAUUGUCUUUAGGUAAUUGCGAAAACUGUCUCGUCAUUGAUGAUGAACUUAACGUUCUUCCAAUAUCUGGCGGUAAAAAUGUGAAACCUUUGCCUCCCGUUGUAGAGGAGGAUAGGACGACAGAAAACAAGAUUAAAGAUCUCCAGGAAUCCUUAGGGGAAGACAACUUAGCCAGUGAACUUGUUGGGAUUACUCGUACCCUUGACCAAUCCCAUGCUGUCUUAAGUUUCGUGGAAUCUAUUGUUGAGAAAAGUUUGAGAGGCACUGUUUCGCUAACUGCUAGCCGUGGUCGUGGUAAAUCUGCUGCGCUAGGUCUUGCUAUUGCAGCUGCAGUUGCUUACGGUUAUUCUAAUAUUUUUAUCACUUCUCCCAGUCCUGAAAACUUAAAAACUCUUUUUGAAUUCAUUUUCAAGGGAUUUGAUGCGUUAAAUUAUGAUGAGCAUACCGAUUAUGAUAUUGUCCAGUCAACAAAUCCAGCUUUCAAUAACGCCAUUGUGCGUGUUAAUAUUUUUCGCGACCAUCGCCAGACGAUUCAAUAUAUCCGCCCAGAAGAUUCCAAUGUUUUAGGUCAAGCUGAAUUAGUAGUUAUUGAUGAAGCAGCAGCGAUCCCUUUGCCUUUGGUUCGUAAAUUGAUUGGACCUUACUUAGUAUUUAUGGCUUCCACCAUCAACGGCUACGAAGGCACUGGUCGUUCUCUCUCUUUGAAGCUAUUGCAACAACUUAGAGAGCAAUCUCGCAUCAUUUCAGCAAAUGCAAAUAGUUCUGCAAGCGGUUCUUCGAUUAGCGGAAGAACUUUGAAAGAAAUCAGUUUGGAUGAACCUAUUAGAUAUGCAGCUGGAGAUCGUAUUGAGGGAUGGUUAAAUAAAUUGCUCUGUUUGGACGCUACUAAUUAUAUUUCCAAGUCUGCAGCUCAUGGAUUUCCCCAUCCUUCUGAGUGUUCAUUAUUCCGAGUUAGUAGAGACACAUUGUUUUCUUAUCAUCCUGUUUCGGAAGCGUUUCUACAACGCAUGAUGGCUCUUUACGUUGCAAGUCAUUACAAGAAUUCUCCAAAUGAUUUACAACUAAUGUCUGAUGCUCCUGCUCAUCAAUUAUUUGUAUUACUGCCUCCUGUUGACCCGAAGAAUCCCAAAUUACCUGAUCCUAUCUGUGUUAUUCAACUAGCUUUAGAAGGUUCUAUUUCGAGGGACUCCAUUUUAAAUGGAUUAAGUAGAGGUCAAAGAGCAGGUGGUGACUUAAUUCCUUGGCUCGUUUCUCAACAAUACCAAGAUGAAAAUUUUGCUACAUUGGGUGGUGCUCGUAUUGUCCGUAUUGCGGUUUCUCCCGAGCAUACAAAGAUGGGAUACGGUACUAGAGCUCUAGAGUUAUUGCAUGACUACUUUGAAGGUAAAUUCGUUAGCGUUUCUGAAGAUUAUCGUCCUCCUCUUGAAAAUAUGAAGCGAGUUUCUGAUGAAGAACUUCAAGAAAACGCACUACAAACUGAGAAGCUUAAUGUCCGAGAUGCUAGAACUAUGCCACCCUUACUCUUGAAAUUAUCAGAACUUCAGCCAGAAUAUCUUCAUUAUAUGGGUGUUUCCUAUGGUUUGACCCCAACAUUGCAAAAGUUUUGGAAGAGAGAGGGUUAUUGUCCAUUAUACCUCAGACAGACUGCCAACGAUUUGACUGGUGAACACACAUGUGUUAUGCUUCGACCUUUGGCAGAACGUGAUACCGAGUGGUUGGGUGCUUUCGCACAAAACUUCUAUAAGAGAUUCUUGACUUUACUUGGUUACCAAUUCAGAAGCUUUACCGCUAUUACUUCAUUGAGUAUUUUAGACGCCUGUAACAAUGGUACCAAAUACAUCAAGUCUGAAGUCCCCAAGCUAUCUGAUGAAGAAAUUCACCAAUUCUUUGAAUCUUUCGAUUUAAAGCGAUUGGAGGCAUAUGCCAACAAUUUGCUUGACUAUCAUGUAGUUAUGGAUUUGCUUCCUAAGGUAGCUGGUCUCUAUUUUAGUGAUAAAUUCCCUGAGACUGUUAAGCUUUCACCUGUUCAACAAUCUGUUUUGCUUGCCCUUGGUUUACAAUUCAAGACGAUUGAUGACUUGGAACGGGAAUUUAACUUACCUUCGAACCAAUUAUUGGCUAUGUUGGUUAAGUUAUUGAAGAAGAUUACCACUUGCUUAGAUGAAAUUGAGAGCAAGAAUAUCGAACAAGAUUUGGAAGCCAAUGAGAAAAUUGAGAAGCCAAAUAACAGAGUUCCCGAAUUUGCUCCUCUUCAGCAAUCACUUGAAGAAGAAUUACAAGAAGGUGCUGACGAAGCUAUGCUAUCCCUUCGUGAGAAACAAAAAGCCUUAAUUGAUGCUAUGGAUUUGGACAAGUAUGCUAUUGGCGGAAAUGAAGAAGAUUGGAAGAAGGCUGAGCAACAAAUCAAUAAAACUAAAGGUAAGGGAUCUACCGUGGUUAGUGUGAAAGGUCAAAAGAGAAAAAAUGAAGUUGAAGAAGCAAACAAACCGAAGCAAUCUUCAAAGGAGAAGUCUUCUAAAAAGAAAUCAAAGAAUUAAUUAGAAUUUUUUUGGGGUUUUUGUGGUUUUGGGUUAUGGAACUGUCUAUCAUUCAAUAACAUUAUGUUUAAUAGUGAAUAGUGAAUUUGUAAGCCAAAGAGAUGAG